AUGGCUUCCAGGACAUGGCAUUUCUUGCUCGCCCUCUCCCUCCUCUCCUCCGCCGCAUAUGGGCAGCUCUCGCCGUCCUUCUACGCCACGAGCUGCCCCCUGCUGGAGCUCACCGUGCGCGCCACCAUGAUCGCCGCGCUCCUCGCCGAGCGCCGAAUGGGCGCCUCCCUCCUCAGGCUCCACUUCCAUGACUGCUUUGUUCAAGGCUGUGACGGAUCCAUUCUUCUGGAUGAUGUGGGCAGCUUCGUCGGCGAGAAGACGGCCUUCCCGAACGUGAACUCCGUGCGCGGCUACGAGGUGAUCGACCGGAUCAAGGCCACCGUGGAGCUUGUCUGCCCCGGCGUCGUCUCCUGCGCCGACAUCGUCGCCCUUGCCGCACGCGACGGCACGUUUCUAGGCGGGCCGAGCUGGGCGGUGCCGCUGGGCCGGCGGGACUCGACGACGGCGAGCCUGGCGGAGGCGAACGCCGACCUCCCAGGGCCGACGCUGAACCUCGACCAGCUCAUCCGCGCGUUCGACAAGAAGCAGCUGACCCCGCGCGACCUCACGGCGCUCUCCGGCGCGCACACCAUCGGCUUCUCGCAGUGCCAGUUCUUCCGCGACCACAUCUACAACGGCACCAACAUCGACCCGGCCUUCGCGGCGCUGCGCCGGCAGACAUGCCCCGCCGCGGCCCCUGCCGGCGACGCCAACCUGGCGCCGUUCGAUGCGCAGACCCAGCUCGUCUUCGACAACGCCUACUACCGCAACCUGGUCGCCCAGCGCGGCCUGCUACACUCGGACCAGGAGCUCUUCAACGGCGGCUCCCAGGACGCGCUGGUGCGCCAGUACGGCUCCAACCCGGCGCUCUUCGCCGCCGACUUCGUGACCGCCAUGAUCAAGAUGGGCAACAUCGCCCCCCUCACAGGGGCCAGCGGCCAGAUCAGGCGCAACUGCAGGGUCGUCAACAGUUGA
Molecule: messenger RNA, 954 nt
Organism: Triticum turgidum subsp. durum (durum wheat)
Lineage: Eukaryota; Viridiplantae; Streptophyta; Magnoliopsida; Poales; Poaceae
Source: the annotation of a GenBank genome assembly